AUUAUUUCUCUUAAUAUUUUUAUACGUACGAAUUUUUAACUUGCAACUCUAAAUGGCUAAAAUCGAUACUACAGUAAUUGUAUGACCGCCAUGUUCGUCUCUUCGUAGUCUGUGGCCAUUUGUGUGAACUGAACACUGCGCUGAAGUUCGCUGCAUACAGACGGAACCUGACUGUGUGCGCAAUCCAAUCCUUUACUGUUUAUAAAUAAAUAUCUGUAAAUUUGCAUAAAAUACGACAAGGUGUGUAUAAAAAUCAGAAAUACAUAAUUGAGAUUUGAUAUCUGCGUCGUUUGACUAUUUGAGAAUAUCAAUGCGUAGGUACCGCGUUUGAAGUACAUACUAUAUUAUACAUCUACUAAAGCGGCGGUAAUAUCCUUUUCUAGGUAGAUGGCGGAAUCAAGUACAAUGGAGCCAGAGAGGGAUCCCCUCCCUAUCAUUGGCCAGGGAACUAGUGAAAUUGUUCCAAGUAUACGCAGCGACGUGAUUAGGAGUGGCGAAGCAGUCCUAAGUGGUGAGGUCAUUCCAAAAAGUCAGAUUGAACCACUUAGCGAAGUUGUUGCUAGUACCAGCAGCAGCGUUAUGAGUAGUAACGACGUUGUGCCAAGUGACGAAGUCAUGCCAAGCAAUGAGAUCAAACCAAAUACCCAAGCUGUUCCAAGUAACUCUAGAGACGGGAUUAAGGUUGGCGACGUAGUCACAAGUGAUGAGGAUGUUCCGAUAAACAAGAUGCUACCAUACACCCAAGCGGUUUCAAGUACCUCUACUGAGGGGAUUAAGAGUAGGGACGUAGGCUCAAGUGAUGCAAACGUUCCAAGAAACAAGAUGCUACAAUACACCCAAGCGGUUCCAAGUACCUCUACUGAGGGGAUUAAGAGUAGAGACGUAGGCUCAAGUGAUGCAAACGUUCUAAAAAACAAGAUGCUACAAUACACCCAAGCGGUUCCAAGUACCUCUACUGAGGGGAUUAAGAGUAGGGACGUAGGCUCAAAUGAUGCAAACGUUCCAAGAAACAAGAUGCUACAAUACACCCAAGCGGUUCCAAGUACCUCUACUGAGGGCAUUAAGAGUAGGGACGUAGGCUCAAGUGAUGCAAACGUUCCAAGAAACAAGAUGCUACAAUACACCCAAGCGGUUCCAAGUACCUCUACUGAGGGCAUUAAGAGUAGGGACGUAGGCUCAAGUGAUGCAAACGUUCUAAAAAACAAGAUGCUACAAUACACCCAAGCGGUUCCAAGUACCUCUACUGAGGGGAUUAAGAGUAGGGACGUAGGCUCAAGUAAUGCAAACGUUCUAAAAAACAAGAUGCUACAAUACACCCAAGCGGUUCCAAGUACCUCUACUGAGGGCAUUAAGAGUAGGGACGUAGGCUCAAGUGAUGCAAACGUUCUAAAAAACAAGAUGCUACAAUACACCCAAGCGGUUCCAAGUACCUCUACUGAGGGGAUUAAGAGUAGGGACGUAGGCUCAAGUGAUGCAAACGUUCCAAGAAACAAGAUGCUACAAUACACCCAAGCGGUUCCAAGUACCUCUACUGAGGGCAUUAAGAGUAGGGACGUAGGCUCAAGUGAUGCAAACGUUCCAAGAAACAAGAUGCUACAAUACACCCAAGCGGUUCCAAGUACCUCUACUGAGGGCAUUAAGAGUAGGGACAUAGGCUCAAGUGAUGCAAAUGUUCCAAGAAACAAGAUGCUACAAUACACCCAAGCGGUUCCAAGUACCUCUACUGAGGGGAUUAAGAGUAGGGACGUAGGCUCAAGUGAUGCAAACGUUCCAAGAAACAAGAUGCUACAAUACACCCAAGCGGUUCCAAGUACCUCUACUGAGGGCAUUAAGAGUAGGGAUGUAGGCUCAAGUGAUGCAUAUGUUUCAAGAAACAAGAUGCUACAAUACACCCAAGCGGUUCCAAGUACCUCUACUGAGGGCAUUAAGAGUAGGGACUUAGGCUCAAGUGAUGCAUAUGUUUCAAGAAACAAGAUGCUACAAUACACCCAAGCGGUUCCAAGUACCUCUACUGAGGGGAUUAAGAGUAGGGACGUAGGCUCAAGUGAUGCAAAUGUUUCAAGAAACAAGAUGCUACAAUACACCCAAGCGGUUCCAAGUACCUCUACUGAGGGCAUUAAGAGUUGGGAUGUAGGCUCAAGUGAUGCAAAUGUUUCAAGAAACAAAAUGCUACCAUACAAUCAAGCUUUUCCAAGUACUUCUACUGUGGGGAUUAAGAGUAGCGACGUAGAUUCAAGUGAUGAGGACGUUGCAAGAAAUGAGGUAUCCAUUAGUACAGGAAUUCCAAUUAUCUCCAGCGUUGGGAUUAGGAGUAGUGACGACGUAGGCCCAACUUUCGAGGUUAUUCCAAGAACUGAAAUGAUACCAAAUAACCAAGCUAUUCCAAGUACCUCUAAAGAGGGGAUGAGCCCUACAAGUGACGGGAACCCAAGUGGCAAUGUACUGCCAAUUGAUGACCUUGGUGAAGGUGAUGAAUUGAUUUUUAGUAGCAAUCCAUGGCGAAAUCGAAAUGUAGGUGCUAGCAGCCACGUCGGACCAGAUGAAAUUAUGGAUAUUUAUUGCGCAGUAAUCCCAAGUAUGGAAGCUGCUCCAACCGGUGAUGAUUUGGCAAGUAGCGCUGUCGUCCCAACUGAUAAUAUGUCAGCAAGGGGCGCUCCGCCUAGCCAACCGCCGCCUCGCCACAUUUCCGACAGAGAAUAUAUGCGUCGAUCUUUCGGAUUUGCAAAGCUUAUGCCCAUCCGUGAUAUUGAUAUAUCCAGCAGUAGCAGUGAAGAAGAAGAAGAAGAAGAAGAAGAAGAAGAAGAAGAAAUAGAAGAACAACAACAACAACAACAACAACAACAGCCUAAUCAGUUCCAGCAUAUCGUACUGCCCCCUCGACGCCCGGGAAGGGUGACGAAUCAGCUUCUUUAUCUUAAAAAUGUCGUGAUGAAAGAGGUUUGGAGUCAUAAGUUUGCUUGGCCCUUCCAUAAGCCAGUAGAUGCACAAAAAUUGGAUCUUCCUAACUAUCACCAAAUAAUUUUGAGCCCAAUGGAUCUGGGAACUAUUAAAAAGCGGCUCCACUCCAAAUACUAUUAUUCUGGACAAGAAUGUGUCCAGGACUUCAGCCGUAUGUUUACCAACUGCUACAUCUACAACAAACCAGGCCAAGACAUAAUCUAUAUGGCAGAAGCUUUGGAAAAAGUAUAUCUUGCUCUGUUGAGGGAAAUGGAUAAAGAAGAGGUAGAAAUCGACACGCAAAACGGUCGGCGAAAGAGGCGCCGCACAUUGCUCUGCGAGCUUUCGCAGGACCCAGAGCUGAGGCGGAUGGAGCAAGAGUUUCUGACAGCGGGUGUGAGAACCCGCGCCGCCGUGCGCGCUCGCAGGCGUGAGAGGGAAGCCAAGGAAGCUAUCAGGAAGGAAGCUCUCAAGCAGGCAGCUAUACGAAGGAUAACCGAGAAGAGGGGCAAGUUGCCAGGGUUGUCCCUAAUAUCCCUAUUUGACGAAAAUUUGGGGAGACCAAGUUACGCGCCGGCCACUUCAACCGUCACGUCGGCCACUUCGACUGUCACGUCGGCCACUUCUACUCUCACGUCGACUACUCGUAAAACCGCGUCAGCCACUUCGAGCACCACGUUGAGAAAAUCGAAAAACACGUCAGCCACUUCGACAGUCACGUCGACAACUUCAACUGUCACGUCGUCCGCGGUAUCACGACCGCAACCAACGCUUGAGGUUAAAAAGGGACUUAAGAGGAAAUCCAGUAUCGCAACCGAGGAAAGGUCCAUUGAAGAAAAAGUUAGUAAAUAAUCUGCAACGAUUUCUUCUAUGAGAGGAAGCGGAGCCACACCAGUUCCCCACCAGCUAGCAAGGAGUAUAGAGUAUUCAUGAUCUCAAAAGUUGUAUUUAUAAUAAGUAGAAACAUACUUGUUAGUCGAGGUAAGAGUUUUUAUUUUCCUAUCAGUGACUACUAUUUCAAUGUAACCUUAUCAUAAAUAUAUAUAUAAUUCUAGUGUCACAAUGUUAGUUACCAUACUCUUCCGUAAUGACUUGAUCGAUUAUUAUGAGAUUGUAUAUGCAAUUUAGUAUGUCUAUGAAUCGGCUACUAAUACCCUAGGAGGGUUACACCCCUUAUAUAUAUUUUUUAUGUAUUUUUUUUACACCUGGUAUUUAUAUAUAUAGUAUAUACAUUAGUAUAUAAAGUAUAUUGGGCAGAAAACGUGCUCAAAUGCUCGUCUGUAGAAUGACAUAUAGUCAUAGAUAAGUCUAUAUAUAUAUGUGUAAGUGCACAAUGAAGGUAAUUCGUGUGCCUCGUAGCCGAUCACUUCCGUUUGUGAUUGUUGCGAUAGACUAGAGAACGUCUGAGUAUAAAAAAAGUAUUUUAUAUCCGAGUUUUCCAUUGGUGUCGGCAAGUUUCGGCUAUUCCCGUUCGCAAAUUUCGCACUUGAUUCGUUCAACUUCGGGAUUGCUCUUGUAUCGUGUCUCUCACUCCCUUGAUAUCGUUAGCUAGCCUAGCUGACAGGUAACCGGCCGAGCCGGCCUAAUUUUAGUUUUGAAUAAGUGUUCAUGUUCAAAUUUAUUUACCUUUGUUGAGACUGAUUAAUUUAAUUUUAAUUUUAUUAAUUACCUAUUUACGUAUUUGUAUAAUCUGUUUACAGUUUAUUAUAUAAUUACCCAUCUACUAGAUGUAUUAAAAAGAUUUUAACGUAUACACACAUAUAAUCUGUAGAAUUAUAAACGCCUAUUUAAUAGAGUUAUUCUUAAUCAACACAUGAUGUUAUCAAACAUAGUUUAAGUAUCGAUCUACUAGAUGUAAUCAAAAGAUUUGAAUUUAGACAUAAGAAUAUUGUGAUUGGACAAAAUAGAAUUCUCAAUUAAUGAGGUACUUUUUCCCA
Trichoplusia ni (cabbage looper) is the source of this 4874-nucleotide messenger RNA. RefSeq names its product mucin-5AC-like. NCBI's taxonomy places the organism in Eukaryota, Metazoa, Arthropoda, Insecta, Lepidoptera, Noctuidae. The transcript is spliced from 8 exons. The record is from RefSeq and is a predicted model, not a curated record. Gene Ontology annotation, cellular component: nucleus; chromatin. Gene Ontology annotation, biological process: regulation of DNA-templated transcription; chromatin remodeling. The coding region runs from base 388 to 3789 and encodes 1133 amino acids.